Messenger RNA from Pararge aegeria (speckled wood butterfly), 2444 nucleotides. RefSeq names its product chitinase-3-like protein 1 (gene Cht11). Gene Ontology annotation, molecular function: chitin binding; chitinase activity. Gene Ontology annotation, cellular component: extracellular region. The coding region runs from base 413 to 1789 and encodes 458 amino acids. NCBI's taxonomy places the organism in Eukaryota, Metazoa, Arthropoda, Insecta, Lepidoptera, Nymphalidae. The transcript has a single exon. The record is from RefSeq and is a predicted model, not a curated record. Gene Ontology annotation, biological process: carbohydrate metabolic process; chitin catabolic process.
UAAGGAAAUUAGGUAGCCUAUCCGAAAGAAUAGAAUAAGCUUACUACUGAUCAAGAAGAAAAUACAUCAUAUCUCAAAUGGGAAGUCUAUCUUAAUAUUUUUUCUGAAACUUAAAUGGUGAAUAGCGCAUAUAGUGAAUAAUAAAGUGUUUGGUUUCAAUAAUCUGAAUUUAGAAACUUGUCUGUACAGUAAUUAAAUUGGCCUUGUUGUGCAGUUUAUAAAAUCAAGUUUACUUACCUAGCUACACAAAGAAUUACAAAAUUUCAAUUGAUCGAAAAAAUAGACUCACGCACUUCGCGAAUCAAUCGUCAUUGGACAAACAACACAAACAAAGAGUAACUUAACACUAAUUAAAAUUUACAACAAAGAUACGGAUGCAUUAUCUUGAAAUUGGAUAAAUUUAGUGCCCAAAAUGGUUUUCAAAAAAAUUCAAAUAAACAAGAGCGAUUAUGCAAAUCCAAUCAAUAUCGAGAACUGUGCUGAGAGGAAAGGACACCGUCGUCGCUGUAACAUGGUGCUGUUGGGCAUUCUGCUGCUGGUGUCGUGCGCCUUCGCGGCGCUGCUGGCGGGCGCCCUGCUGCUGAGGCGCCGGGAGGCGGCGCUGCAGGUGCGCUACCGACACCUCGUCGCGGCCAAGAGCUUGUACUACCGGAGCCAUCCCCUGCCCGGCGGCCUCAGCCAGGUAGUGUCGUGCUACUACGACAUGCCCACGCCACGCCGGCCCGGCGCCCGCCAGCUCUUGCCCGCCGACAUCCACCCGAACCUAUGCACUCACAUCAAUGUGGCUUUUGCCCAAAUAAAGGACAAGAAAAUUUUCCUAGAAGGAUACCAGCAUCAGGUCAUAUCUGAUGUUGUCAAACUAAAAGAGAUCAAUCCUAAUUUGAAAGUACUCCUCUCAGUGGGUGGUGCAGGGAAUCAUGGUGGAUUUUCAGAAAUGGUUUUCAACCACACUUGUAGGAAAACUUUCAUAAGAUCUAUUAAGUAUACACUCAAGAACCUUACACUGGAUGGUAUUGAUCUUGACUGGGAAUUCCCUGUGGUGAAGUAUCAGAACGAUUUUGGCAAUAGAGAGAGACAGCAUUUUUCACAGUUGCUUAGGGAGAUCAGAAUGGAGUACAACCGAGAAAGGAGAGACUAUCUGCUCACUGUAGCAGUGGCAGCUCCCCAGAUUAUUGUAGAUGCUGCCUAUGAUGUUGACCAGAUUAAUCUGUACGUUGACUUUGUCAACCUUAUGACCUAUGACUUCCACACCUACACAAAGUUCACACCAAUGACAGGGUUAAAUUCUCCACUCUAUCCACGAGCCAGUGAACAACUCUACCUGGCAACUCUAAACACCAACUAUACAGUGGAGAUGUACAAGACCAAAGGACUAGACCCAUUCAAAAUUGUUGUGGGUAUACCUACUUAUGGCCACACAUUCACUUUAGUCAAUAGAGACAACACUAAAGUGGGCAGUCCCGCUGUCGGUUUUGGAACUCUGGGUGAACAAGGCUUUGUCAACUACCCGGACAUUUGUAAGUUUCUGAAUAAAUUUCAAAAUGAAUCAACAAUCAAAAUGGAUGAGGAUGCAAAGGUGCCAUAUUUCUUUAAGAAUUCAGAGUGGGUGUCCUACGAUAACCCUGAGAGUGUCAUAGAAAAAGCAAAGUAUAUAAGGCGCAACAACCUGCGAGGUGCCAUGAUAUACUCCCUGAACGCAGAUGACUACGAUGGAAAAUGCAGUGGGGUGGAAGGCACUGAGAAGUUUCCUCUGGCCUUCAGCAUCAAGAACACCCUCAGAGGCAUGUAAAAGUUUUCGAAUUAGAGAACUAGAGAUGAAAACAAGGAACAUGUGGCCAUUGCGCUAAUAUACAUACCUUCGUUUUCCUGCUGACGUAGGUGAUUUUAAACAUAGUACACGAUUUCAUGAUAGCCGAUGUCUGCGUGUCGACUCUGGGCGCGCGCUGGCUCGGGGCAUGGUGGGCGGGCUGCGCCCACGCGCCACUCUUGGCGGGCGAGCUCGGCGGAGUGGCGGGCUACACACUGCGGGGCACGCCGGGCACUGGGCCGUGCUCGUCCGCACAGAACGCGCACCGAGGCUCUGGUCGACUUCAUUAGCGGACUUUUACAAUUAGAAAAAAUGCAAGAAACCGUAUGUUUAAGUGGGAGUUUCCACUCGAGCGGGCGCGCACGAGUGCGGACCCGCUCGCUGAGUAGUGUAGCUGAUUAUAAACAUUCAGUAUCGACAGUUAUGCACCACAUUACAUUUUGAUAUACAUGCGUUGUAAUUUGCGUUUCGUCCAUUCGUUAAUUUGUUUAUAGUGGCAUACAUUUUCUGUGAUUUAAUUUAAUCUAAGAUAAUUUAUUUUGUGGCUGUGAUUCUGGUAUUAAUAAUUAUUUAUGUUACAAAUUGUAAAUACACUUAAAGUUUAUUGCAUUAAAAAGUAAUAGUUGAAUCUAAAAUA